UCUAAAGGGAUUUUAAACGUUGCUCAUAUUUUCACAGUUUUAGUCAGUUAUCCUUUGUAUUUAUGAUGUAUACGGUAGCUGGCAGAACUUUUGUGCGUGCUGUAGAUACGAUCAAGAAGAAUUCUGCGUUCCGCCUACUAUUUGGCAGAAACCAUAAUAAUAUUAAAAUAACGUAUUUUAGUACGUCAAGCGGAGAGAGCCAAGGAAAAGGUGCCCCCGUGCGGAGUGUUGUGUCGGAGAGGACGGGAUCUGUGGUGGCCAUUGGGAUCAACCGGCCCGAGGUUCGAAAUGCAGUAAACCAGGAGACGGCACAGUUGUUGCUGGGGGAGUUUACAGCUUUUGACAACGACCCUUCUCUCACGGCGGCUGUGCUCCACGGUAUCGGAGGGAAUUUCUGUGCUGGUUACGAUCUGAAAGAGUUGGCCCAUCACUCAGCUUCCCUCAAAUUGGAACAAGAUGUCACCAAAGGUCCCGCUCCUAUGGGUCCCUCCCGUAUGCAGCUGUCCAAACCGGUGAUCGCAGCGGUCAGCGGCUACGCCGUGGCCGGGGGGCUGGAGCUGGCCUUGCUGGCCGACCUGAGAGUGGUGGAACAGAGCACGAUCAUGGGAGUCUUCUGUCGCCGUUUCGGUGUGCCUCUGAUUGAUGGGGGCACGGUCAGGCUGCCCCGCCUCAUCGGGCUCUCCCGAGCCCUGGACCUUAUCCUGACAGGCCGGCCCGUGGGGGCACAGGAAGCGCUGGCUUUUGGGCUGGCAAAUAGAGUGGUGCCAGACGGGCAGGCUCUGCAGGUUGCUUUGGAGCUGGCCAAUCAGAUCAGUUCCUUCCCCCAGCGGUGCCUGAGAGCUGACCGCUCCUCCGCCUACUACAGUGCCUUCGAUGCCCCGUCCUUCUCCCAGGCCAUGCAGCACGAGAUCGACAACGGAGUGCCCGUCAUCCAGGCAGAGGCCACCGCUGGGGCACGGCGGUUCAGCUCAGGAACUGGGAGGGGAGGGACAUUCUCCUAAAAUACUUGUACACUGAAAUAUUCCCUUCCUGCUCAGGCCUUUUUUUUUGGUAUAGUAGAGUAAUAACAGGGUCACAACCAAAGACUGAGAGGUUUGUCAGUUCUGCUUUGCAUUAUUGUAUGCAGGAGUGCCUUUUCAUAUGAAGUGGAUAGUGCGCCAUACAUUAGUAUUAAACACUGAGGACAACAGAGUCAUCCCUCAACCCCGCCAUUCCAGGAGGUGACAUAUCUGGCAAAUCACCUGCUAGACACCUAAACAAGGAUCAUAACAGACACCUGCCGCACAUUUGUAAAGCAAAAUCCGUUGUGAUCCCCAUAUCAAAGGAGGUGGGGGAAGCUUUCGGGAAACAAAGACAGGAAGCUGUGGGGCAUCAAAACCAGGCUGUGGUUUACUAGUGCACCACUGCUGUGCUGAUGAAGGAUCUUAUUCACAGAAGCAGAGAGCCACAAUGUCGGCCAUUGUAGGCUCGCCGGGUAAUUUAAUAUUGUUUUGUAAUGCCAGGAAUUAUAAUUUGUCGUGGUAUUGAUGUAAUUAUAUUUUUUUCUUUGUGUCUUCAAAGGGACACUAAAACCAUAAGGAGCUAAUGUAAGCUCUUAAGGAGGCAACAUUAUUAUGCGAUCAGAUGUGGAAAAAUAUG
Molecule: messenger RNA, 1638 nt
Organism: Megalops cyprinoides (Indo-Pacific tarpon)
Lineage: Eukaryota; Metazoa; Chordata; Actinopteri; Elopiformes; Megalopidae
Exons: 6
Coding region: 63-1001 (312 amino acids)
Molecular function (GO): catalytic activity
Source: RefSeq, a predicted model, not a curated record